AUGGGCUACGACUGUCAGCGCUUCACCGAAGACAUCUCGGAAGAGCUCCUGUGCUCCAUAUGUAGCGAAGUGUUGGAGGAGGCGCUGACCACCGACUGCGAGCACCUCUUCUGCCGCCAGUGUAUCACCGAAUGGCUGUCCGUCAACAGGACCUGCCCUAUAGACCGGCUGUACAUCACGUCCCGUAACCUGAAGGCCGCCCCCCGUGUUGUCCGCAAUCUGUUGGGGAAACUGGAGAUCCGGUGCGACUUCGCCACCGAUGGCUGUCAGACGAUAGUGGCGUUGGAAGCGCUCGACAAACACGUGAAUGACUGCUACUAUAACCCGAAGAAGCGGAUCGCGUGUAUGAAAGGGUGCGAUAAGUGGAUGACGAGGGAGGAGCUGAAGACGCAUAACUGUUGGCAAGACAUCCGCAGAGAUAUGUUGAGACAAGAGGUGGUGAUCCGCGAUCUCAAGAGGUGGAGGAAUGCCUUAGUCUUUGCGAUUGUCCUGUUGUUGGUGUACAUCACGUGUCCGGCGCUGUUGUUUAGCUUUUAUUUGGAAAAUCUCUUCAUUUUGCUCCCGAAUGGUGAUGACAGCGGUUCCAAUGGAUCCGAUAAAUGA
Messenger RNA from Oppiella nova, 603 nucleotides. Lineage: Eukaryota; Metazoa; Arthropoda; Arachnida; Sarcoptiformes; Oppiidae. The record is from the annotation of a GenBank genome assembly.